AUGACAACCAAUACUGAAACUAUGGUGAACCUAGUGGAUACUCCAAUUGAUUCAACGCCAAGCGAGACAUCCACUGUUGAAGAAAAUCGGACAUUGAGACAUGUUAUUGCACAAUUUUUGCAAGCCUGGGCCAAUGGACAAGAACCACCAAAGUCUAUUCCUAAGUAUGGUCCAUUUUAUAAUUCUGCGAUCGUUCCAUCAACAACAGGCCCUCAAGGCAUGCCAUUCAGGAAUAAUCUUAAUGUCACACCAUCUGCACCAAUCUAUACUCUCCAACAACCAAUUGUGGUGCAGAGAGCAGCUCAAGAGGGACAUUUCACCACUCAUCCAGAGAAGUACCAUACUCCUGGGAUAGAAUUUGGGGGCCCUAACUAUGUAAAAUUCGGUACCCCAAUUGAUGUUGAGAGGCCCACUCAAAGCUCAGAGCAAGAAGAAAUUUUGAAAAAAAUGAAAAGAAUCGAGCAACACAUGAAGACUGUGAAAAGGUUAAGAGGGCAUAAAAGUAUCACAUUCAAAGACUUGUGUAUGUUACCAAAUGUCCACAUGCCACCUGGGUUCAAAACCCCUAGGUUUGAUAAGUUUGAUAGGCACGGUGAUCCCAUAGCUCAUCUUAAGAGAUAUUACAAUCAGCUUCGGGGUGUAGGGGGUAAAGAAGAAUUGCUCAUGGAUUAUUUCGGUGAGAUCCGGUAUUGCCUGUAA
Messenger RNA from Solanum pennellii, 699 nucleotides. RefSeq lists its product as uncharacterized. Lineage: Eukaryota; Viridiplantae; Streptophyta; Magnoliopsida; Solanales; Solanaceae. The transcript is spliced from 2 exons. The record is from RefSeq and is a predicted model, not a curated record. Bases 1 to 699 code for a protein of 232 amino acids.